AUGAGCGAAAGCAGGCGCAGUUCCAUAUCCAGCGUAUGGUCUGACGACAACCAAGCCCCGUGUUCGCGGUAUUCCCUUCCAAGAGCCUCUUCUCGGUUCUGGAAAUACGCCACAUUGCUUAUUCUAGGCUUCGCUGCUAUUGUCCUCUUCUCGACAAAAUCAUCGGUUUCGAGCAAAAUCCUACCAACACAUGUUCCGCAUCUUGGUUCCGUUCCCACUUCGUCUGCACCCGCGCUGUCAUCACAGUCUUCCCCACGCAUCGGCAAAGUAACUGCCUCAUUCGGGCCGGAAGAUCCCGUCUACGAAGCCGGCAUCGCUUCUCACCAGGUUCACAAUGACCUCCACGGAUACCCUGAGUUCAUACUCCGCGAACGCAUGCUGCCUGGUCUUUGGUCCAAACAUGCCUUCCUCCUCGCGAUUCUUGGAGCCGAACUUGCCAAGCCAGCUGCGGAACGGUUGGAGUGGCUUUUCUGGCAUGACCGCGAUACGAUUCUGAUGAAUCCCAAUGUUCCGUUGCAAGUCUUCUUGCCCCCAGACCAAAAGAUCAAUUUGGUGGUGACGAAUGAUCGACAUGGUCUUAACAACGGCGUCUUCCUCAUUAAAGUAAACGAGUGGGCGAUACGUCUCUUCUCGGCAGCAUUGAGCCUGAAGGAGUAUAAUCCUGAUAUACAGUUGAAGUAUAGUGAGCAAAGUGCUAUGGAAGAGACUAUCAAACGUCCCGUCCUGGAUCUCUACUCAUCCACUUCGCUUCAAAUCGAGACGGAAAGCGUCCGGAGAGGAUGGCUUACUGGAGCGAUAUAG
Alternaria viburni is the source of this 801-nucleotide messenger RNA. RefSeq lists its product as uncharacterized. Gene Ontology annotation, molecular function: glycosyltransferase activity. Gene Ontology annotation, biological process: protein N-linked glycosylation. The coding region runs from base 1 to 801 and encodes 266 amino acids. The record is from RefSeq and is a predicted model, not a curated record. NCBI's taxonomy places the organism in Eukaryota, Fungi, Ascomycota, Dothideomycetes, Pleosporales, Pleosporaceae. The transcript has 2 exons. Gene Ontology annotation, cellular component: Golgi membrane.